AUGUUUGCCAUCGAGAAAAAUAAUUGGUCUUUCAUUUUUCAGCAUCAAGAUUCAUUAGCACAGCAAGCUGAGCAGAUCAAUAACGAGAAGAUAGAAAUAGCAACGAUGAAAGAUGUCGAGGAUAAGAAAGAACAAACAGCAGCAAGGCUUCAUGACAAAGAGUGGAAUGAUCGACCAAAAGCAACGAAAGAAGAUAAUGAGAUCAUAAUUGAAUCACUGGCUACAUUCGAUGCAUUAGAGUUGAGCUUACACCGAGACGAAAUGAAUGAUCAGGAGCAAGAAACAAUGGAAAUGUCAACUGUCCAUGGCACAAACAUCAAUUUCAAAACCAACAAUCAACGGAUGGUAGAUACUGGCAUCACGGAAGAAAAUCAUCAAUGUACGAACAGGACAAAUGAUAUCGAAGCGGAUCUUGAACCUAUUGUGGGAUACGCUGCAGAACCUUUAUUGCCACUUGCUGAAGCAUGUGCUCCGCUUAUCGACAUCAUCCAUGAUGUAAUGGUCUAUGUGCAAAUGGCACUAGAUGAGACUCCAGAAGAACCACCCGAUGGACUGACAAUCGAUGAGAGUGCUGCAAUACGUCUUUACACUAUCGAAUGGAGUGGAGGACGUCGAAGUCUCUAUUCCAUACCCAAUCACACACUCAAGACAGACAAUCGUGAACAUCUUCAACCUUAUUUCAAAUCUCAAUCUGUGAAGGAUACAAGCAAAACAACUUGUCAAUAG
This is a messenger RNA of Adineta steineri, 726 nucleotides long. The record is from the annotation of a GenBank genome assembly. Lineage: Eukaryota; Metazoa; Rotifera; Eurotatoria; Adinetida; Adinetidae.